Messenger RNA from Mytilus californianus (California mussel), 3912 nucleotides. Its product is annotated as mothers against decapentaplegic homolog 1-like. The coding region runs from base 175 to 1548 and encodes 457 amino acids. NCBI's taxonomy places the organism in Eukaryota, Metazoa, Mollusca, Bivalvia, Mytilida, Mytilidae. Gene Ontology annotation, biological process: cell differentiation; BMP signaling pathway; SMAD protein signal transduction. Gene Ontology annotation, molecular function: I-SMAD binding; DNA-binding transcription factor activity, RNA polymerase II-specific; RNA polymerase II cis-regulatory region sequence-specific DNA binding. The transcript is spliced from 6 exons. Gene Ontology annotation, cellular component: heteromeric SMAD protein complex. The record is from RefSeq and is a predicted model, not a curated record.
GUGAUUCGGUUCUCAGUCAUUCUGUCGCCAUACACAGUACAGUGGAAAUUUGUAUGCAAUUAUCUCAACACACUUCCAAAUUGAUCGAUUAAUUAAUGACCAAUAAUUAACUGAAGGCAUUAAUUGUUGAUUGGCUGGACAGCGAACACAUCAAAAGGUAGAAAUAUUUGAGGGAUGUCCUCCCCAAUAUCCAGUCUAAAUAGUUUAUUCUCCUUCACAAGUCCUGCUGUCAAAAGAUUAUUAGGAUGGAAACAAGGAGAUGAGGAAGAAAAAUGGGCAGAAAAAGCUGUCGAUUCUCUUGUAAAAAAACUGAAGAAAAAGAAAGGUGCUCUUGAGGAUCUAGAAAAAGCUUUAAGUUGUCCUGGACAAUCAAGUAAAUGUGUGACCAUUCCACGUUCUUUAGAUGGUAGACUCCAAGUAUCUCACAGAAAAGGACUGCCACAUGUUAUAUACUGCCGUGUAUGGCGAUGGCCUGAUCUACAGAGCCACCACGAACUCAAGCCGUUAGAAUGUUGUGAUUUUCCAUUUAGUGCUAAACAGAAGGAAGUGUGUAUUAAUCCUUACCAUUAUAAACGUGUAGAAAGUCCAGUGCUACCCCCAGUGUUAGUCCCAAGGUAUAGUGAGUACCCAUCCGGUCCAGGCCAGUCAUCCUUACCACCUUUCCAACAGUCACCUGAACCUUCUAUGCCACAGAAUGUCAGCUUUGAUCCAAAUGGCUUCCACCAACAGUCACAACAGGGACCACAUUCACCUGCUAGCUCUGGACCAGGCAGUCCUUAUGGUUUACCAGCUGGCACUCCUCCACCUGCUUAUCAACCACAUGAUGACAACUCGCAUAAUCAACAUAGUCAACAAACUGUGAACUUACAACAUGGUACACGACGACCACCACCUACUCCAAUGGAUACCAUGCCAUCAGGAGUGGACUUACAGCCAGUUACCUACCAGGAACCCCAGUACUGGUGCUCUAUAGUAUACUAUGAACUGAACAACAGAGUAGGGGAGGCAUUCCAUGCUUCACAGACCAGUAUUGUUGUGGACGGAUUUACUGACCCAUCAAAUAAUGCAGAUAGAUUCUGUCUAGGUCUCUUGUCUAAUGUCAACAGAAAUUCAACAAUAGAAAAUACAAGACGUCAUAUAAGUAAAGGUGUACACCUUUACUAUGUUGGAGGUGAAGUUUUUGCCGAAUGUUUAAGUGACAGCAGCAUUUUUGUACAGAGCCGUAACUGUAACUAUCACCACGGUUUUCAUCCUACAACCGUUUGUAAAAUUCCUCCUGGAUGUAGUCUAAAGAUCUUCAACAACCAAGAAUUUGCAGCACUUCUAAGUCAGUCAGUAAACCAUGGUUUUGAAGCUGUAUAUGAACUUACUAAGAUGUGUACUAUUCGUAUGAGCUUCGUUAAAGGAUGGGGUGCUGAGUACCACAGACAGGACGUUACAAGUACUCCAUGUUGGAUUGAAAUUCAUUUGAAUGGACCUUUACAGUGGUUAGAUAAAGUCCUAACACAAAUGGGCUCGCCACAUAAUCCAAUAUCGUCUGUAUCAUAAUAAAAGUCAUGUGACUAGCAAUCUCAUUUUAGUGCAAAGGUCAUAAUAGGGUAGUAGAAACUGAUUUAUAUUUUAAUUGAUAUGUAAAGAAAUUGGUUGAAGAAUUUUGGAAAAAACUUAAUAUGAUUCCAGACCAUUUUUAUAUGUGAAGGAUGUUUGCUGAAACCUAAAUUUUAGACUGAACAUAAACCAUACAGUUUGUCAAAUAAUUCAUGCAAUAAUCAGAAUAUUUACAUAUUUUUACAGUAAAUUCCAUUCAUGUUGUUAAUGACUUUAGAAAACAUCGUAGAGAAACCCAAAGAACUUACAGCAUUGUUAUACUAACACGAUUGUUAUCGCCAAACCACAAUUACAUGAAAUGUAAGAAAUAAUAUGUAUGCUACUUUGAUAAUUGUAGAUCAGACAAAAUUAAGUAAGAUAUUGUUAAAAAAUGUUGAUCAGAAAUAUUAGUCAUACAAAUACUAAAGAUGAUCAGCAUUCUCAAGUUAAUGUACAUUUGUAUGUUGGGUAUGAAUAUUUAUGUGGAGUAGUUCUAAAGCAAACUUCACACCAAAUAUGAACACACUAUAGUGAGAAGUUUGGAUCAGUUUUUGAAUUGGUUCCAUAUGAUCUUUUUUUGGUCCAUUUUCAUGUUUAUAUGUAUGAUCAAAAACAUUUGCAGCAAUCAUGUGUUAUAUAUGCAUUUAUUCAUAUGUCACAGAGUCAAUCUCGUUUUUUGAACAAACCAUUUUGCAAUAUUUUUAUGCUUUUUAUACGUCAUUUAUGUGUACUUUUGUUUUUGUUCUUUUUUCUUUUUAAUUUAAAUAUGAUUGAGAAAGGGUUUUUCUUCAUGUACAUAAAAUGCUUGUCUGUAUGAUUUUGAAAGUUUUACAUUAACUGAUUAUAGUACAAAGUACAAUGGGGAAAAUUUGAGCUUUUUGUUAGAGAUAAACAGCAUUUCUUUAUCAUACACUUUUAUUUUGUUUAUUAAGCUGCUGAGCAGUGAAAACAUUAAUCAUCAAUAAAAUUUCCAAUUUGAACUUGUGUUUUAUCAUAAACAUGUUAACCAAUAGAUGAGGGUCUAAAUGGAGUUUACAGAAUAGAAAAUAUACAUUUGUAUAAUGGGUAGGCGGGAAAAAAUAGAGAUAAAUGCUUUCAACAAAUUCAAAAUGUAGAAAUUAAUAUGGAAAAUAGGUUUUUUUAUGAUUCAGGACUAAUCCUUUCAAACGAUUAAGGUAUUUUUAAAAAAAAAAGCACUUUGAAUUACAAGGGAUGUUGCAAAAGCACUUGGAAUUAAGUUUGAUUAGAUUCAUAGCCAAUAGGAGAAAGUAUUUAAAAUUUAUACAGCACCAUUUGAUCUGACACUGAGUAAAGUGGAGAUAAUUAAUAUGUUAAUGAUUUGCUAUGAUCUAUAUUUGUGAAAUCCCAGACAACUAUUGUGAUCAAAUUAAAUUAGAUAUUUGCAGUGGCUAAAUCUAAGUGAAACUUUUUUUUGCAAAUGCAAGAAAAAGUGCAGUUAAAGUACUUUACAUGUGUGCUUUGCAGGUUUAAAUUGAACAGCUUUUUCCUUUCAAUUUAUUUCAAAACCUAAAACCUAAAGAUGAUGUGUUUUUUUUUUUAUAGUUUUUGCUUUGUUUAAACAAAAUGUCUUCCUUUUCUACAAGUUUUAUUUUAUAGUACAGAAGGUGCUGUUAACAGCAUUAAACGAAGCAUGUGCCAUAAAUGAAGUCAAAUUGAAAUUAUAUAUUAUAAUAUUAGGUUUUUUUUUCUCUGAUAGGAAUCUAUGAAGUAUAAAAAUGUCAUGAGAUACCAGGGCAAUACUAUUAGUUAUUGAACAAGUAACACCUUCAAAUAAGUAAUGAGAUUUAAUGGUCAAGAAUGAAAUGUUUAGUGUAGAAAUAAACUUUUGAUGCUAUUUGUGAAUAUUUUGUAAUAAAUUAGUGAAUCGUCAGAAAAAAUAAACUUUCAAUCCUAUUUUUUCAAAUAUUAUGUAAUAGAUUUCUGAAUGUGCAUCUGUCGGUUCAUUUUGUGGUAUAAUUUACAAUGCUGGUCAUUAGUUUGUUUAUGUUAUAACAGGGAUAGAAGUUCGCCCAAGACAAUUUUUGCUGAUUUUAUAGAGGGCAAGCUUAAACACAUGUUAAACUUGCCUACUAGGCCAAUUUAUUUACUUUGUUUACACUUUGAACAGGGCAAGUCAAUUCUAUGCUUGUUCAUUUUUGUCCCUGCCUUAAAUCUGUUUAUAACAUUAUAUCAACAAAAUGCACAGAAUUGUGGGAAGACAAUAACUCAAUAAUAUAAAAUGCUGCCAUGAUAGAAUAUGGGAUUUGUAAAUCUGUAGACAACAUAAUAAGAGUAACCAUGGUAACUGUAAUAGGGGGGAAAAGG